AUGACAGAACCAUUCAACCCUGGCUUGUCAUACCUCGAUCACGAGGGAGAAAAUCAGUGGAACGAAAGUGAUCCUCCGUUCUCCUAUAUUUUCGCUGAUCCCUGGUCCCCUCUUCUCGAUGAUCUUUUAUAUAAACCUGCUCUUGAAUCUCCCUCCGCUCUCCUCACCCCUGACUCUACGACUUCCACCUCAGUCGGUGCUCUUCUUGAGAUCACCGAUAAUCAAUACGAGAAGCGCUCCCAGGCCGAAGAGGGCGCCGCUGCUGCCGAUACUCCGAGCCUUGAUCUUCACGACGGGAUAUCUGACAUCACCUCCACAAUCAUCUCCACUGCGGACGAAGAGCAAGGACCGAUGGCUGCCUCAGAUGAUACCUCCCAGAGGCCUACAUCUUAUGCCAAAGUCUCGAGGGUUGCUAAAUCUAGUCAUGGCAGUCCACUAAAGUGCAAAUGGAAGCACUGCGAAUACUCAGGAAGUUUCUCUCAAAGGGGAGCCCUGCUGCGCCAUAUCAAAACAAAGCACAUCUCGCCGGGAUUAUAUGAAUGCCCCGAGGGAGAGUGCCAGAAGAAUUUCAAUCGAAAGGAUAAUUUGAUUGCGCAUAUCCGGAAUGUUCACCGCGAAAUGGUUUGA
This is a messenger RNA of Penicillium vulpinum, 627 nucleotides long. Its product is annotated as C2H2-type zinc finger protein. Gene Ontology annotation, biological process: regulation of transcription by RNA polymerase II. Bases 1 to 627 code for a protein of 208 amino acids. The record is from RefSeq and is a predicted model, not a curated record. The transcript has 2 exons. Gene Ontology annotation, molecular function: DNA-binding transcription factor activity, RNA polymerase II-specific; RNA polymerase II cis-regulatory region sequence-specific DNA binding. Gene Ontology annotation, cellular component: nucleus. NCBI's taxonomy places the organism in Eukaryota, Fungi, Ascomycota, Eurotiomycetes, Eurotiales, Aspergillaceae.